Molecule: messenger RNA, 891 nt
Organism: Brenthis ino (lesser marbled fritillary)
Lineage: Eukaryota; Metazoa; Arthropoda; Insecta; Lepidoptera; Nymphalidae
Source: the annotation of a GenBank genome assembly
AUGGCAUCUGUCGCAGCUCUAACGCGUGCUAUAUUAAGCACAAAUGUAAUAAAUGCCGGUCGUGCUUCAGCGAUAUCACAUACCGGUUUUAUUAAAUUCUACAGCACUGCCCCACAAUAUGAAAAUAUCAAGAUAGACAUUGUAGGUGAAAAGAAGAAUGUAGGCCUGAUCCAAUUGCACAGACCAAAAGCAUUGAAUGCUCUUUGCAAUGCUCUAUUCAAAGAGCUCGGCCAAGCAGUCAAGGCCUUUGAUGCAGAUGAAAAAAUUGCUGCUAUUAUCAUUACUGGUAAUGAAAAGGCAUUUGCGGCUGGUGCCGAUAUCAAAGAAAUGCAAGACAAUACUUACAGCAAAACAACUAAAGAGGGAUUCUUGCAAGAAUGGGAAGAUGUGUCCAACUGCGGCAAACCUAUCAUAGCCGCUGUUAACGGAUUUGCGCUCGGUGGUGGCUGUGAAUUAGCAAUGCUCUGUGACAUCAUAUACGCUGGAGAGAAGGCCAAGUUCGGUCAGCCAGAGAUCAACAUUGGGACCAUUCCUGGCGCUGGAGGCACCCAACGCCUGCCAAGAUAUGUUGGCAAGUCCAAAGCCAUGGAAAUCGUACUGACUGGCAACUUCAUUAAUGCUCAAGAAGCAGAGAAAAUGGGUCUUGUGAGCAAAGUGUUCCCGGUAGAGAAGUUGUUAGAAGAAACCAUCAAACUUGCAGAAAGGAUUGGAACACACUCACCAUUAAUAGUCAAGAUGGCCAAGCAAGCAGUAAACCAAGCAUAUGAAACUACCUUAAAAUCUGGGCUACAAUAUGAAAAAUCUUUGUUCUAUGGAACUUUUGCUACGGAGGACCGCAAAGAGGGUAUGAGUGCAUUUAUUGAAAAGAGAGCACCUACAUUUAAAAACAAU